GGUUGUUCCCCAUGUUAUAUCUGAGCCAGACACCUCUGUCAAUUUGGGCAUCGAGGCAGUGUUCACACCUUACAAUCUAACACUUAUGGUUGUGCCUCAGGUUCGAUAUGUCCUUGUUCCCAAGUUUGCACCCCAUUUGUUUGGUAAUAUGCCUGAGAAAAAGGAGCUGCAAUCCAACUUGUCUAACUCGCAAUUCAGACAAUUUAUUCCAUGCCACUGGAAGUUGUUUCAAUCACGGCUAGUUCAUCCAGAAAUCACACUCCUUCAAUUUCAUGGUAUUUGGCGAAAACAAUUUGAUCCUGGCAUCAACAAGAUGGAUGCUAGUGUUUCUAAACAGGAGUCUCCACACUCUUUUCCAUGUGCUUUUAUUAGAUAUUCAACACUUACUCUCCUUGGUUUAAUUUGGAAGCCUUUUGAUCCUGGUAUUUUGAGGCAACUGAAGUCCUUUAUCGUGAUGUGAACUCGAGGUCGAGUUCUUUACAAGAAGAGGAGACUGAUGUAGGAGCUUUUUAAGAUAAUUUUAGUAUUUUAGUAAUUUUACUUAUUUGUAAUUAGGAUCUUUUAGGAUCUUAAUUAUUUUUUUUAAGAACUUAUUUAUUUUCAAUUAGGAUCUUUUAUUUUCAAUUAGGAUCUUUUAGGAUAUUAUUUAUUUUUCUAUUAAGAUAUUUUCUUUUCCUAUUUAAGCACUUGUAAGGCAUAACCUAUUGAGUUUUUGAUUGAUAAUAAAAUUUAAGAGUUUUCUCUUCUUCUCUGGUGGAUUCCAGUGUAUUUUCUAGGGUUUUAGCGCUUGCUAAUUUCCUUUCUGGUGGAUUCCAGAAACCUUUUCCUUAGGAUUUGCGCUUGCAAUCCUAGUACGACUUCCGCU
Messenger RNA from Lotus japonicus, 865 nucleotides. RefSeq lists its product as uncharacterized. The record is from RefSeq and is a predicted model, not a curated record. The transcript has a single exon. Bases 86 to 460 code for a protein of 124 amino acids. NCBI's taxonomy places the organism in Eukaryota, Viridiplantae, Streptophyta, Magnoliopsida, Fabales, Fabaceae.